Gadus chalcogrammus (walleye pollock) is the source of this 5273-nucleotide messenger RNA. RefSeq names its product FRAS1-related extracellular matrix protein 2-like. Bases 168 to 5273 code for a protein of 1701 amino acids. The record is from RefSeq and is a predicted model, not a curated record. The transcript has 3 exons. NCBI's taxonomy places the organism in Eukaryota, Metazoa, Chordata, Actinopteri, Gadiformes, Gadidae.
UGCCCAUGUCGCCUCCCAGACUAACGCUCGUACCGGAGUCCUCUCCUGGACAUGUUGUGACUCCGCUCGCAGUGGAUGCUGUGUUUUAGAAGCGGACUUUUUAAUCAUCACUCGGAUAUUAUAGUGACUGUUUCGGGUCGUUUUAGGGGGAACCAUCCGCUGCCACGAUGCUCUACUAUGGACUUCUCCUGUGUUUUUGUGGCACAGGUAUUGUUUGGUCGCAGCCGGACAGCUCGGGAUUAUCUUAUGCACUGAGGUCUGAACUGUCAGAAGAUACGAUUUUGGUCGCCAAUAACGAAGUACGAGUGCCUUUCGGGAGAACUGUGUUCAUUGACCCCGUAAACGAUCUGGUUAUUCAGACCGAGCCUGGCGAUCAGUGCAGCAUCACAGUUCUGGAUAACGACCCGCUGUCACAGAGACCCGGGCAACUCUCUCCCAAAAAGUUUCCGUGUGAUUUCGGUCCUAACGACGUGAACUACUCUCACUUCGGGUCGAGGAGCCCUGCUAAGGACCGGGUGAGGCUGCAAUUGAGGUACGACACGCAAACAGAGACCGUUAUCAUCCCGUUCAUGAUGGAAAUAGAGGUGAUCUUUACGCAGCUAGAAUUGCUCACCAAAAACAUGCCUCUGACUGUUGAUAAUUUCAAAGGGAUAAGUAACCCGAUUGACAAAAAGGUGUUAGAAUUCACAUAUGACAGAGUGUCUCACAGAUGCGAGGUGACCUCUCUGUCCAGUGGCAGUGAGCUACCCAGAUAUGGAAAACUCAUCGACGGGGGGAAACUUGCGAACAUGAUGGACUGUGAUGAAUUCACCCAGGCUGACAUUCGCUACGAGCACACGUUCAACCGUAAAUCCCCAAAUAGAGAUUAUGCUCCCAUGGUGGUGGGACUGCACGACACGGAAGGCAAUUUAGUCAAACAAGAAUAUUUCCAUCUGAUGAUUCGCAUCAGAGAGGGAGAGGAGAACACGCCGCCAAAGCCGAGCUUCGUGUCCAUGAUGAUGAUGGAAGUGAGCCAAUUUGUUCUGACAGCUCUCACCCCUGACAUGAUUGCUGCUGAAGACGCUGAGUCAGACCCGGACGAGCUCAUAUUCAACAUCACCUCUCCCCUCUCGUACGAAGAGGGCUACAUAGUCAGCACCGAUGACAGAAACCUCCCAAUCACGUCUUUCUACCAGAGAGAUUUGAUGGAGCUCAAAAUAGCGUACAAACCCCCCAGCCUCGACUCAGACACCGAGAGGAUCUUUCAGCUGGAGUUCGAGGUGGUGGACACAGACGGGGCCCUCUCAGACCCGUUCGCCUUCAUGAUCGUCGUGAAACCUAUGAACUCCAUGGCGCCCGUGGUGACCCGCAACACCGGCCAGCUGCUGUACGAGGGCCAGUCCCGGCCGCUCUUCACGUCCAAGAACCUGGAGAUCAGCGACGAGGACAACCUGGACGGAGUGCGCAUCACCGUGGUCGACGGGCUGCGCCACGGCGACCUCAGGGUGCUGGGCCUCCAGCGGAAGUUCUUCACGCCGUCCGACCUGACCUCGGGGCUGGUGGUGUACCAGCACGACGGCAGCGACACCUACAGCGACAACAUCAUCUUCAAGAUGUCCGACGGCAAGAACGAGGUGGAGUUCCUCUUCCCCAUCACGGUGGUUCCCACCGACGACGAGCCGCCCAUCAUCAACGCCAACACGGGCCUGGUGCUGUUUAAGAACCAGAUGAUGCCCAUCUCCACGCCCACGCUCAGCGCGGCCGACAUCGACUCGGAGGACUCCACCAUCAGGUUCACCGUCGUCCCUCCGCUGUCCGCCAUCGGCGUGGUGCUCCUGAGGCAGUCGGACGCGCCCGCGGACCCGUCCUCCUGGAGGUUCAACGCGGAGGACGAGGUCUACGAGAAGGAGGUGACGCAGUGGCAGCAGAAGGACAUCACGGACGGGAAGGUGUUCUACAAGCACACGGGCCCCCACGCCACGGACACGGUGACGGAUCAGUUUGUGUUCACCGUUCAGGACGACAACGACCCGCCGAACGAGUCGGGGCCGAGCACGUUCAUCGUUCGGGUGUUACCCAUCGAUGACGUCCCCCCCGAGAUGUUCCCCGGCACCACCUUGCAGAUGACCGUUCACGAGUACCAGCUCACCGCGUUCCACAAGGACGUCCUCCGAUACACCGACUUAGACUCGGAGGACCGCGAUCUCAAAUACGUCGUGGUCCAGCCCCCCACCGACAUGGACGAGAACCACCCGGUCGUGUUCGGAACCCUGGUCCUGACGGACAGCCCCGAUCGGGAGGUCACCGAGUUCACCCAAGCCCAAAUAAACCACCACAAGAUCUCCUACAGCCCCCCCGACGUGGAGCUUGGCAUCACGACCCAUGUAGUGCAGUUCAGCUACUCUGUAGAAGACACGGCCGGCAAUAGUGUGGAGGGCAUCUUCAUCAUCUUCCUCCAGCCGGUCAACAACAAACCCCCUCAGAUUACCAACACCGGCUUCUCUGUGUUUGAGCGGGGCGUGCACAUCUUGUCCGCCGCGGAGCUGGACUGCGAGGACCCUGACACCGACAGUAAGAAGAUCACUUUCAACCUCAGCCAGGCGCCUAAACACGGCCAGGUCCAGCUGGCCUUCACCGACCUCGGCAAAGGGCAGGCCUUCAACCUGGAGGACAUCUCCGAGGGUAGGCUGUCCUACAUUCAGAACGGAGACGAGACGGUGAGCGACGAGUUCCUGCUGGACGUCAGCGACGGCAUCCACGUCGUCACGGUGACGGUGCGCGUCGGGGUGAAGCCCGUGGACGACGAGACCCCCACCCUCAGCCUCCCCGUGGGGACCGUCGGGUCCCACGUGGACGUGUUGGAAAACGGCGCCACGGAAAUCACCACCAACGUCAUCCAAGGCAGCGACGUGGACACCGACGACCUCCAGCUGACCUUCAUCGUGGAAGACCCGCCCACCAUGGGGGAGGUACUGGUCAAGGGCGUGCCCGCCUCCAGGUUCACACAGGCCGACAUAAUCAACGGCUUUGUGGUGUACGCUCACACCGGCGGCGAGAUAGGGGUCGCGUCUCUUCAGGACGGCUUCAAUCUGAGUCUCACCGAUAUGUCCGAGGAGUGGACCGUAGGCGGGAAUCGGAUCGACGGAGUUCGCGUCACCAUAACUAUUCUCCCGGUGGACAACCAGGCCCCCAGAGUAGACGUCGUGCUUGAGUUCAGCGUCAUUGAAGGCGAGAAGUACAACAUCGGGCCUCAGUAUUUGGACGCUGAUGACAACGACACCCCCUCUGAAGACAUCCUGUGCACCAUCAUCGUCCAACCCACUGCUGGGUACGUGGAAAACAUCUCUCCUGCCCCAGGCUCAGAGAAGUCUAGGACAGGAACAGCUGUUAGUGCUUUCACCAUCCGGGACGUGAGAGAAGGGAACAUCUACUUUGUCCAAAGUAUUCACAAAGGAGUCGAGCCCGUAGAGGACCGAUUCACGUUCAGAUGCUCCGAUGGCGUUCAGUUUUCCGAGACCUUGUUCUUCCCCAUUGUGAUAAUCCCCACCAAUGACGAGAAGCCUGAGAUUUUCACACGGGAAAUUGUAGUCAUGGAAGGGAUGAAUAUUAUUAUAGACACACCACUUCUGAACGGAGCCGACGCCGACAUUCCACCUGAAGAUCUGACGUUCAUCAUUUCUAAACCUCCCAAACACGGGGCAAUUCUGAACCAAUUAUCCACAGGCUCUUUCUUGGUGAGCAACUUCACUCUGGAGCAGAUUAGGGAAGCUUCGAGUAUCAUUUAUGAGCACGACGACUCUGAAACAGUCGAGGACAGCUUUGAAGUGAUUCUCAGUGACGGAAAAUAUUCUGUGCAGAAAACAGUGUUGGUUUUGAUCAUCGCCGUCGACGACGAAACCCCAAGAAUGGUGAUUAAUGAUGGCCUGGAGGUAGAAAUAGGGGAGUCGAAAGAGAUCAACAACAAACUUCUUAAGGCUACAGAUCUAGAUUCAGAUGAUAGCACACUCACUUAUAUCAUUCGGUUUGGACCCGGUCAGGGCCUUCUACAGAGGACCACGCCUUCCGGUGCGCUAGAGAACAUAACGCUGGGAAUGAACUUCACCCAGGCCGAGGUCGACGAAGGGUCAAUCGCCUACAUGCACAACGGUCAGGAGGGCAUACGGGACCUGGUCAAAUUCGACGUCACAGACGGCAUGAACCCACUGAUCGACCGGUACUUCUACGUCACCGUCGGCAGCAUAGACAUGGUCUUCCCUGACGUGAUCAGCAAAGGGGUUUCCCUCAAAGAAGGGGGCCGAGUGAUGCUGACCACAGACCUUCUGAGCACCACCGAUCUCAACAGCCCUGACGAGCACCUGGUCUUCACCAUCACCAGGGCCCCAGUGAGGGGCCAUUUAGAGUGUACGGACACACCUGGGAUGCCCAUUGCGUCGUUCACUCAGCUCCAACUGGCCGGGAGUAAGAUCUAUUACCUCCACACCUCUGACGACGAGGUCAAAAUGGACAGUUUUGAAUUCGAGGUCACCGACGGGUUUAACCCGGUGUUCAGAACCUUCCGAGUGUCCAUCGUCGACGUGGACAACAAGAAACCGGUCUUAACGAUUAAUAAUCUGCUGGUCACCGAGGGAGAGAGUAAGCUCAUCACGCCCUUUGAGCUCAACGUAGAGGACCAGGACACGGCGGAGAAGAUGCUGAAGUUCUCCGUCACUCAGCACCCGGUUCACGGGAAAUUGCUCUACAACGGAUCGACGCCUGUCACCAGCUUCACCAAGCAGGACCUCAACGAAAACCUCAUCAGCUACAAACACGACAAGCACGACAAGUCGCCGGAAGACUCGUUCUCCUUCACCAUCACGGACGGCACUCACUCGGACUUCUACGUGUUCCCCAACACCGUGUUCGAGACCCGCCGCCCUCAAACCAUGCAGAUCGCCAUCCUGUCGUUGGACAACGGCGUCCCCCAGAUGGUUGUGAACAGAGGGGCGCCCACCCUCGUGACGGUGUCCACGGGUCAUUUGGGCUACACCCUCAGCUCCAAGGUGCUGAAGGCGGAGGACCUAGACAGCGAGCCGGCCUCCCUGAUGUUCCACAUCACCACCCGGCCCCUGCACGGUGACAUCAUCCACGUGGGACGCGGGAACGACUCCCUCAGCAUGUUCAGCCAAGCCGACAUCGACGAGCUGCAGGUGUGCUACGUGCUGCGUCCCCAGGAGAACGUCACCUCGGACCACUUCAUGUUCUCCGUCCAGGACGACGUUCUGGGGCCCGGUUCAGAGAAGCAGUGUUUUUUUUGA